UCUCAGUUAUUUUAUUGAUUUUGCUCGUUUCAAGGCACAGCUUCACAGUAGCAGAAUGAAGCAUGAUUAUAUCAUACAUUCAAAUGUCUGAAUUUUUUAUUUUCGCAUGUUUACAGUGGUGUGGCACGUUUGCGAAAAUUCCGUAAAAAUCUCACCCCAAGUCUAUAUUGACCAUUUCAGAUGCACCUCCAGAGCUAGUAUUUACAAUUUUACUGAACCAGCUACUGUCCCAGCGAAAAUUAAAUCUGAAAUUAACAAGAAUACUUCUAACAAAUUGAACAUAUACCAAAAAGUCUUGCUGGAUUCGAAAAUAACAAAUUCUACAUAUAAAUUUUCAAAUGAAAACACGGAAGGAAUGAAUGAGUAUAAAAAUGAUAUGGAUACGAAACUCAAUAAUAAUGAGACAUCUUCAGAAAAGAAACAGAACGUUUUAGAAACAGAUUCGAAAUUAUCUACAGUAGUACAAAAAUUGCCUGAUAAUAAAGAUUUAAUUGAAUUCAAUAAACACUCAAACUUUUUAAACAAAAUAAUUCCGUUUAUAAAUAAGGACGACAUUUCAGUGAUUAGUGACAUAUUACUCGCAGAUAAUAGUAAAGACCUUAUUCGGUUCGAAGAUGUCAAGGCAACCGAUCAGAUCAACGAUAAUGAAAACUUCAACUCAUCUUUGAAUUCGUUAACUUCUGAAAAUUUUUCCUCACCAAUGCAGACAAGUACAGAUAUGAUUUUGGAUUCUGAAGUUUUGUCUACAGAUAUUGCUUCGAAUGAUUCACAAUCUCCAAAAAAUAAACAGCCUGAUAUCCCCAAGAAUAAAAAUUUUAGUUAUAUUGCAAAUUUUGCACAUCUGAAUGAGUCAACGGAGUCUUUGUGCAAUCCAAAAAGCGAUCAAAGCUUACUGAAUUCAGAUGAGAGUUGUGAUAGCUCACCUCUACAUAAAAAUAAAAGAGGAUACAGGAAACAGAGGAAACACAAGAAGAAGUACUUUGGAGUUAAAACACUUCAGAGUAUUUUCAACAAACAUGACGGAUAUUCUGAUGUGUCAACAACAGCAUCUGAUUAUGAGGAAGAAAAGGAUAAGACAGCCGUGCCGGAAAUCCAGAAGGACAAAGAGAAAUCCGAGGAAGAAGCAGAAAAUUCAACCAUUUACAAAUGUAAAGCAAUUUAUACAGAUACAAGUCCGCAAUUCGAGGAGAAUGUUCACAAUAUUUUAUCGGACAUCUUCAUAAAAAAUUUCCCCAAUACACAUGUUGAAACAGUUGUUCCAAAUGUUCAAAAACCGAUCGGUAGUAAGAAAUAUUUCAGUCUACAUGGGCAGAAUCUGCGUGUGGGUAAAGCUUUGAGGCUGUGCCCCAAUGAAAAUAUCGAUCUAGGGAACGACCAAAGAAAAGAAAAAUUGUUGGCUAGUACUUUUACUUCCUAACAAUAAAAUACUUUUGGAGAGAAAAAUCAGUCUCAGAAUGGAUUCAUUUCAAGCCUUAAUCAUAAGUGAAUUUAUUAUUUACGGUUUGAUGUAAGUACACCAAUUAACAUACCUGAUUUCAUGAAGAAAUAAAAAACAAUGACUCAACUGAUGGGAAUUUAUUGACCAACAUAACUUUAAAUUGUCAGCUUACUGUUAUUCAAACCAACUUAACACAAUUGGCUCGAAUCUUACGAACCAAAAAAUGUUGACAGCAAACCUCGCCCACUUUAACCUCUUUUAUUUUGCUUCAGAAAAUAUUCUCUGAAUACUUCUUCCCAUCCUAUAGGAGAUCUAUUCUGAAAAAGGGCAUAGGUACCUACUUUUAAAUCAUAAAAAGUUAUUCACUCUAUUUUAAGCAUUUUCUCAAAUUCAAAGUGAUUAUCUUAGUGAACUAUUUUUAAAUUUGAAAAUAUUUGAGAGUGUAUUUCUAAUAUAUUCCAAUAAAAUAGUAAUUGCCAUAGGAAUUUUUCAUGAAAUCAGAUAGUAACACACUUCAGAAUCAUACAUGGUAGGUAUUGAUUGGAGUUAAUUGCUUAGAAUAUCUAUACAAAAUAAAAAUAUAUUGAACUAAUAAUUAGAGAACCGAAGUUUUAUAGUCUGAUAGCUUAAGUAUUCAUAUUUUUGUAAGACAUUUUAGCACUAGACUUUUUGUUUGAAGGCUGAAGAAUUAUUUUUAAUCUUAGAGAACUUGAAAUUGGUUGUGAAAUUCUUUGUUUCGGAAAUAUUAUGGAGUAAUAAAAAACGUACAUGCUCAAACGAAACUAUGUUAUAGUUCAAUACAGAAACAAUAGAUAAACUUCGAACAGAAUUUUUCGAAAAUUGAGAAAAAUUUAUUAAUUUAUCAUUAUUCAAUACAUUGUAAUAAUGAGUUUUUGGCAUGCUUUGGAUAACAGUAUUGGAUAUUUGAAUCAUACUAUGUUGAUAUGUUGAUCUUUCAUAUUUUUUCUUCUGUCUGUUGUUUUAUUCUUGUAUAUAUCAAUAUGUUUAGCACUUGAAACUGCGGAGUAGAAAGACUCAUGAAUUUAUAAAAAUUAUUUUGAGUUCAUUAUAUUUUGAAAAUAUUUUUCAAAAGCAUCAAUUUUUAUGCAUAUAUGAUCCUCGAAAUAAAAAAUUUGCGGUAGCGAAUACCUCAUUGUAAUUUUUGUUUGAAACUUGAGAAUUUAUCGGUUUUUAAAGAAACGUUCGUUAAAUUUUAUGUUAUCUUGGUGUAUCAACUGUUAUUUUUCAUUUAAAUAUAAGUGUAAAAAUCAAAUUAUUUAUUAAUGUUUACUCAUAUUAAGCACUCAAAAUAUCGUUCAUUGCAGUAAAAAUUGUUAUCGUUAAAACAUAUCUGUGGAAAUAAAUUUUGCGCUGCAGAGCUUA
Messenger RNA from Coccinella septempunctata (seven-spotted ladybird), 2821 nucleotides. RefSeq names its product metabotropic glutamate receptor-like protein P. The record is from RefSeq and is a predicted model, not a curated record. NCBI's taxonomy places the organism in Eukaryota, Metazoa, Arthropoda, Insecta, Coleoptera, Coccinellidae. The transcript has 2 exons. Bases 107 to 1417 code for a protein of 436 amino acids.